AUGCAAGAAAGACUGUCGGAUUCAGAUAUCUUCAAGCCUCCCAUAGAGUCUGAAGAUGCUGAGGAUGACCUAGCCAUUCUACAUCUCACUCAUCAGCAUCCGUUGAAACCUGUUGAUAUAAACUUGGUAGAUAGGUUUAUGGUCGCCGAUUCAGCAACUGUUUCCUUCCUCCAUAACACUUGCAUGGCGACCAUUCCACCAAAGGCCAAUCAUUUCUUCUGCCCAUACCCACUUAUGUUGUUCACAUACAUGUAUGUGUGUGCCGGUUGCGAUGAUCAUAAGUCUCUCUUGAGCUUGAUGUUUGGCUAUGAAAGAUAUCAUUUCAGAUUAGAUGCAAAAUGUGCGCUGCUUCCGACCCUGACAUCUCCAGGUGCCUAUAUGAUUUAUAAUUUCAACCAUAGGCAUCCGUUGAAGCUUUCUGAUAGUCACAAUGAAGAUGUUACAAGUAGUUGCUGUGAUGUAUGUAGGGAACUUCGAUCUGAUCCUGCUUAUAUUUGA
This is a messenger RNA of Hibiscus syriacus, 498 nucleotides long. RefSeq lists its product as uncharacterized. NCBI's taxonomy places the organism in Eukaryota, Viridiplantae, Streptophyta, Magnoliopsida, Malvales, Malvaceae. Bases 1 to 498 code for a protein of 165 amino acids. The record is from RefSeq and is a predicted model, not a curated record. The transcript is spliced from 3 exons.